AUGUGGUUAAGUUCAAGAGCUCAUUGGUGUCAAUUUCUGGACGGUUUAGGAUCUACUCAUGGUAAACUUAACUUCAAUAUGGGUUAAUUAAUUAAUUUUGAUAUGACUGAUUCAAUUGUAUUUGAAGAUUUGUUUGAAAUAGUUGUACAUGAAAUAACUCAUAUAUUAGGUUCUAAUGCAAAAGGUAUAGCUAAAUGGGUUACUGCUGAUGGAUUACCUCAUGUUGAUCCUAUUAUUAAAUUACAAAUAAGGGGAAUUGAAAGUUAUUUGCUCGCAACUCCUAACGUUUUAAAGUUCGCCCGAGAAUAUUUCGGAUGCCCUUCUUUACCUGGUAUGUCCCUUGAAAAUCAAGGAAGCUUAAGUUCUUUAGGAUCUCAUUGGGAAAUGACAGUCAUCUAAGAUGAAUACAUGAAUGGAAAUUUGGCAUUAAUUUAAACUUAUUUUAGUGGUUUUACAGCUAAUCUUUUAAGAGACACAGGCUUCUAUGCCGAAAUUAACGAAUCUAUGGAAGAAAAAACAUUCUAUGGAAAAGGAUAAGGUUGUGAACAUAUUCUUGAUGCAUGCAGAUCUGAAAAAAGAGAAUAUUGUAAAAAUACAGACAAAUUUGUAUGUGAUUAUUAUCACAAUGGAUCUUCUGGGUGUUAAUCUAAUAUAUUUAAUGAUCCUGGUUGCAAUACUUUAAAAAUUUAUAAAAAAGAGAAUGCUUUAAUGAUAAAAUGCAAAUGGAUAUUACGUAAAUAAUAUUUGAAUUGUGCUAAUGGAUUUUAUGGAGAAGAUUGCUCAAAUAAAAAAACAGAUUGA
This is a messenger RNA of Ichthyophthirius multifiliis, 801 nucleotides long. Its product is annotated as leishmanolysin family protein, putative. The transcript has 3 exons. NCBI's taxonomy places the organism in Eukaryota, Ciliophora, Oligohymenophorea, Hymenostomatida. Gene Ontology annotation, biological process: cell adhesion; proteolysis. Gene Ontology annotation, molecular function: metalloendopeptidase activity. Gene Ontology annotation, cellular component: cytoplasm; membrane. The record is from RefSeq and is a predicted model, not a curated record.